This is a messenger RNA of Arabidopsis lyrata subsp. lyrata, 2076 nucleotides long. RefSeq names its product transcription factor bHLH77. Gene Ontology annotation, molecular function: protein dimerization activity; DNA-binding transcription factor activity. Bases 669 to 1784 code for a protein of 371 amino acids. The record is from RefSeq and is a predicted model, not a curated record. Gene Ontology annotation, biological process: regulation of DNA-templated transcription. Gene Ontology annotation, cellular component: nucleus. Lineage: Eukaryota; Viridiplantae; Streptophyta; Magnoliopsida; Brassicales; Brassicaceae. The transcript is spliced from 7 exons.
CUUAACCAAGAAUAAUCAAACAUGAUAAUUAAAAUCAAUUUUAUCCUUUUGUUUGUUUUCUCUCCCACAACUUUCCUGUCUCUGCCAUGCACAUGCUCUCUCUCUUUCUUCUCUCUCUUAUUCUCACUCCAAUGAUUACAGAGGCCAGCCUAAGCAGCCUACCCACUUUCACCAUCUAAAUGUUCCCACAUUAACAUAAACACACGUAAGAUACUUCUCCUUUUGAACUGUAAGAUUCACUCUUUUUUAAUUUCUUAAAUUUUCUUAUCAUUACUUUCUCUUUUUUUGUCAUUUUCUCUUAAACCUUCUUCUUCUUCUUCCUUUUCUCUGAUCAGUAAAAAAAGUCACCGCCUCUCUUUCCUCUUCCCCUAAUUGAUCAAUCAUGCUUCUUCAUUUCUAGUUCUCUUCCUGACUCAUUUCCCUCAUUAGAUCUUCUUCUUCACUAAACCCAUAAUUGGAAAAAGCUUUUUUUGCUUACAUUUCAGUAAAAAAUCAUCACUUUGAUUGAAGAAACACACAUAAAGUUUGUCUUUUUACUUCUCAAUUUGGUUGUUUCCACUCAGUUUCAAUCUUGCUUUCUGAUUCAAAUUCUGGGUUUUCUUCAGAAUUCCCAGAGAAGUUGUUGAAAAUUUUCACUUUUUUGAGUCACAAAAGUUUUAGUCUUUUAGAUGAACAUGGACAAGGAAACAGAGCAAACCCUAAAUUACUUACCUUUGGGUCAGAGCGAUCCCUUUGGCAAUGGCAAUGAUGGAACUAUCGGAGAUUUCCUUGGAAGAUACUGCAACAACCCUCAAGAGAUUUCACCGUUAACUCUACAAUCUUUCUCUCUGAAUUCUCAGAUCUCUGAGAAUUUCCCAAUCUCUGGUGGAAUCCGAUUCCCUCCGUAUCCAGGUCAAUUUGGAUCCGAUCGAGAAUUUGGGGUUCUUGGGUCACAACCAACAACGCAAGAGAGUAACAAAAGCUCGUUGUUGGAUCCAGAUUCAGUUUCGGAUCGAGUUCACACCACGAAAUCUAACUCCAGGAAGAGGAAAUCGAUUCCUAGUGGUAAUGGCAAGGAGUCUCCAGCUUCUUCCUCUCUCACAGCUUCCAAUUCAAAGGUUUCAGGAGAGAAUGGUGGAUCUAAAGGUGGGAAGAGAAGUAAGCAGGAUGAGGCUGGGAGUAGUAAAAACGGAGUAGAGAAGUGCGAUAGUAAAGGCGACAAUAAGGACGAUGCUAAGCCUCCUGAGGCGCCUAAAGAUUAUAUUCAUGUUAGAGCUAGAAGGGGUCAAGCAACUGAUAGCCAUAGUCUUGCCGAAAGAGCAAGACGAGAAAAGAUCAGCGAGAGAAUGACGUUGCUUCAGGAUCUGGUUCCUGGUUGCAACCGGAUUACAGGGAAAGCGGUCAUGCUUGACGAAAUUAUAAAUUAUGUGCAGUCCUUGCAGAGACAAGUUGAGUUCUUGUCCAUGAAGCUGGCUACUGUAAAUCCAAGGAUGGAGUUCAAUGCUAAUGCUGCUUUAUCCACAGAGAUGAUUCAACCUGGGGAGUCGUUAACGCAGUCUCUUUACGCAAUGGCUUGCUCAGAGCAAAGACUUCCAUCAGCAUACUAUUCCCUUGGCAAGAACAUGCCCAGAUUCUCAGACACACAAUUCCCCUCAAACGAUGGAUUUGUUCAAGCUGAGACACCGGGAUUCUGGGAAAAUAAUGACCUGCAAAGCAUUGUUCAAAUGGGUUUUGGAGAUAUCCAGCAACAGAGCAACAACAACAACUGUUCUGAGCCAACGCUUCAGAUGAAGCUUGAGCCAUAGGUCUGAUCAAAGAUGUUUACGGUUAUUAUCUCUGUUGUACAUACAGAAACCAAGUAGUGAUGAGUAACGGAGUGAAACAUAUUGGAAUUUUUAUGUUUACUAUCGUUUCUUCUUUGCUUGUGCAUCUGUUGAUUUCUUCUCAACCUAAAACAAAAACAAGGAAACUUCAUCAUAUUAAGUAUGUAUGUAAAAAAAUGACAAGAACUUUUCUCUGUACUAUUUACAGUUGUUAUGUAUUAUGAUUCCUCAGCUUGUAAGAAACUGGAAUAAAUUGGUUCACUUCUUUAUAUUC